UUUCGCGGCGGAGGGACGCGGGGGAGCCUCUCGGUCGCUGACGGGGUCGCUCGAUCGCUCCUUUCUCGCUUUGUCCGGAGGCGGCGGCGGCGCGGCCAUGCCGGUGGAGGACAGCGGCAGCAAGGGUGGCUCGAGCGGGAGCGACGCCGGUGGAGGGCUCCUGGUGGCAGAAAGGAAGGAAGAAAUGGGAGACGCAGUGAUCACGCCGGCCAUGCAGCAGGAGGAGCAGCAGCUGGAGGCCGAAGGGGAGGAGGAGGAGAGACAGAUCAUGGAGAAGGCUCGCAUGUCCUGGGAUAGAGACUCAAAUGAAAUGCGCUAUAAGAGGCUUCAGCACUUGCUUGAGAAAAGCAAUAUCUACUCCAAGUUCUUGCUGACCAAAAUGGAGCAGCAGCAGCUAGAGGAGCAACGCAAAAAAGAAAAAGUAGAAAGAAAAGAAAUGUUAAAAACGACAAAGAAUGAAAAACUUACUGGUGAAAGAGAAGUCAAGCAAGGUGCAAAAAAGAGAUCCAGAGAAGAUGAAACUUACAAUAUCUCUGAUGUCAUGUCUAAGGAGGAAAUUCUGUCAGCUGCCAAGAAAAGUAAAGCCGAAGACAAUCAGAAUGAAAGCUCAUCUCUGAAACUGUGUGCAGAAGAAUUCCAAAACAACGGGGACUCAAAUAGCAUUAUUAAGAACAGGUUGGCACAGGCGGUCCGCCACAGCGCCAAGCAUUUUGUUGACCCAGUGCGGAUGUUUAACGGCCAGCCGGUACCUUUUCAGCAGCCCAAACUCUUCUCUGGAGGUGUAAUGAGAUGGUACCAAGUGGAAGGCAUGGAAUGGCUGAGGAUGCUGUGGGAGAAUGGCAUCAAUGGUAUUUUGGCCGACGAAAUGGGUUUAGGAAAGACAAUCCAGUGCAUCGCCACAAUCGCCUUGAUGGUGGAGAGGGGAGUCACCGGCCCCUUCCUGGUCUGCGGGCCUCUGUCUACGCUUCCGAACUGGAUGGCAGAAUUCAAAAGAUUUGCUCCUGAGGUUCCAAUAAUGCUGUAUCACGGCACCCAGCAAGAACGACGUUCGCGGCUUCAUAAAAUCCGAAAGAGAACCGGUUCCCUGAAUGUCCAUCCCGUGGUCAUCACUUCUUUUGAAAUAGCCAUGAGAGACAGACAUUCUCUUCAGAACUUCUACUGGAAGUACUUGAUAGUGGACGAGGGACACAGGAUUAAGAAUAUGAACUGUCGUCUCGUCAAGGAAUUAAAACAGUUUAGGACAGACAAUAAGCUGCUGUUAACUGGCACUCCCUUGCAAAACAAUUUGUCUGAACUUUGGUCCCUGCUGUACUUCCUGCUGCAUGAUGUCUUCGAUGACUUGAGAAGCUUUGAGUCCUGGUUUGACAUUACCAGCAUUUCUGAAACUGCCGAGGAUCUCGUUGCUAAAGAAAGAGAACAGAAUAUCUUGCACAUGCUGCAUCAGAUCUUGACCCCUUUCUUAUUGAGAAGACUGAAAUCAGAUGUUGCUUUAGAGGUUCCUCCCAAGCGUGAAGUGGUCGUCUAUGCCCCUCUUGUAAAGAAACAGGAGACUUUCUACACGGCUAUUGUCGACAGGACGAUCCGGAAGCUGCUGGGGGAUGAGCAGGAGCCGGUGGUUGAGUUGAGCUCUGCAGGGAGGCCAAAGCGCCGGAGUCGGAAGCUGGUUAACUACCGCGAGCCUGGUGAAAACGAUUUCCCCGAUGAACUGGAGCUGCUGAUCAGCAAACGGCAAGAGGAAGUUGAAAAAGAGAGGCCCGUGAUAGAAAUGAACAUGCCUUUGGACUCUGAAAUCAACCUGAAGCUGCAGAACAUUAUGAUGGUGCUAAGGAAGUGCUGCAACCACCCGUACCUCAUUGAGUACCCUCUGGACCCUGCCACACAGCAGUUUAAGGUCGACGAGGAUCUAGUGAAGAAUUCGGGCAAGUUCUUGCUCCUGGAUCGCAUGCUGCCGGAGCUAAAGAAGCGGGCGCACAAGGUGUUGAUAUUCUCGCAGAUGACCAAAAUGCUGGACAUCUUGAUGGACUACUGCUAUCUAAGGGGCUACCAGUUCAGCCGCCUGGACGGAACGAUGUCUUACGCAGAGAGGGAGAAAAACAUGCAUAACUUUAACACAGAUCCAGAAGUCUUUAUCUUCCUGCUAAGCACACGGGCCGGAGGCCUUGGCAUUAAUUUGACAGCCGCCGACACAGUCAUCAUUUAUGACAGCGACUGGAAUCCUCAGUCUGACAUUCAAGCCCAGGACCGCUGUCACAGGAUCGGCCAGACAAAGCCCGUGGUCGUGUACCGUUUUGUCACCGCAAACACCAUCGACCAAAAGAUUGUGGAGAGAGCAGCUGCCAAAAGGAAGCUGGAGAAACUGGUCAUCCACAAAAAUCAGUUCAAAGGGGGCAGACUUGGCGUGAGCAAGAGCUGCUUAGAUCCCAAGGAGCUCCUGGAGCUGCUGCAGUCCACGGACUAUGACAGGGAAGUUAAAGGAUCCAGAGAGAAAGUUAUAUCUGACAAAGAUCUAGAGCUGCUGCUGGACAGAAGCGACCUCCUUGAUCAAAUGAAAAAGUCUGUACCGCAGAAGAAGGGAGUUUUCACGGUAUGGGAAAGCACGGGCGAUGGCAGCAUAGAUGGCAUCCUUUGAAACGGGAGCCCCUUCCCCUUCAGCGGAUGACGCCCACCCUCCUUCUCUGAACUUGGAACACUGCGGAGACGGACCCCUCUCAGCAUUCACGGCCUCGGCUCUGACUGUAGUGACCCCAAGAGACGACAGAGGACUGUCAAGUGUAGUGUUGCUAAAUCGGCCUAAUUAGUGGCUUUUAAGGGGAGGAGCUCCUUGUGGAUGAAUAACGGACAGAUCAUUUUUCUGGGUUUCGCUGCGCCUGUUAAGCUGCUCGAGAUGUACAGUCCUCUGGAAGCCUUGCUAGGAUAGCUUUUGCUUUUUAAAAAAAUGUUUUGCUUCCUGGGCGGUUUUAUGCAGACAGGGGAGUGUCCCGCGUGCCUUGUUCACAAGGUGUGAUUUUAGUUUUUGGUAACUGUAUACAGGAUUUAUAUGCAUUAGGCCUGGAUAUGAAUGUUAGUUUUGAAAGAGCGGCUCCCCUGCGGCAGAGGGGGGCAGGUUGGGUAACCGCUUAGGACCGCGGUAGAGAGACGUGUUCUCCAAUCGGAACGUUUGUGCCACGAAGAAGGUUACUUUCAGCAAGCAGGCUGGAGAUCUUUUCUGAAGCAGCUGUUUCUUUAACCACCUUUUGGGGGGGGGGAAUUUGUGUGUUUUUUUAAGUCUGUGUUUUGGGGCUCUGUAUUUCUUUUCUAACCCUUUAUGAACCAGGGGCUACUGAAGCGGCCGGUACUCGGCAGCGGCCGUUCCAUCCUGCCCGGCUCAUCCUUCCCGUGUUCGCUGCUCGACAUACAUUUUGGUUCUGGUGUCUUAUGCAACACAAUAAA
This is a messenger RNA of Gekko japonicus, 3429 nucleotides long. RefSeq names its product helicase, lymphoid-specific (gene HELLS). NCBI's taxonomy places the organism in Eukaryota, Metazoa, Chordata, Lepidosauria, Squamata, Gekkonidae. The transcript is spliced from 22 exons. Bases 98 to 2629 code for a protein of 843 amino acids. Gene Ontology annotation, molecular function: ATP binding; ATP-dependent chromatin remodeler activity; chromatin binding. The record is from RefSeq and is a predicted model, not a curated record. Gene Ontology annotation, biological process: negative regulation of gene expression via chromosomal CpG island methylation; lymphocyte proliferation; DNA methylation-dependent constitutive heterochromatin formation. Gene Ontology annotation, cellular component: nucleus; pericentric heterochromatin.